ACUCAGGGAGAGCUCUGGUGAUGGGGAUUAUACUGCGGUGUGGUGGAGGUGGUUUUUGUAAAGUGCUGCUGGUCCGACUGACAGCUCGAUGAUCGCGCUGUGGAGGUUUGGCUGAGGAGCUGUGCGCAGCAUGGGCACCGGGGAUUACAUCUGCGUAACGCUGCGUGGUGGUGCACCCUGGGGAUUCACCCUGCGAGAGGGAGAGGGGGACACCUACAGACCUUUCUUAGUCUCCCAGGUAGAAGAAGGUGGUCGUGCCUUCCUGGCUGGAGUGCGGGACGGUGACGAGGUGGUGUCACUCAACGGAGAGCCAUGUGCUGAUCUCACCCUUUUACGAGCCUUUGCCCUCAUCAACACAUCGAUCGACUGUCUGCAGCUGCUUGUCAAAAGAUACUGCACCAUCCCCUCAGAAGACUAUGAAUCAGAAGCAACAUACUGUGGUGAGAGGGACUCUUCUGGUGAGGCUUUAGAGAGCACCACCCUCCACAUCUUCUCCCCAAAGCACAGGUCCCAAAGCCCAAGGGUACUCCACAUAUCUGAAUCCCAGGACGAGGCCUACUAUGGGGAGUUGGACAGCGACACAGAGAUCUCCAAGGGACCCCAGCUGCUUUGCACUCAGCUACAUGCUCCCUCAUCUGGUGAUCGGAGUGGCCGGGAGCCUGUUUUUAAGGAAAAUGAUGAAGUACGGCGGUGCUUCUCCCCUGGGGACAUGGUCGAGCUCCAGGUGUCCCUGUCUGAGCAAACCUUGGACGAUGUGGGCUGCACCUCUCUUGGGAGUGCUCUUGGGAUCCAGGGUGAACUCUCAAACAGAGAGGCUGUUGAGACGAUCCACACCACCACCACGUCGCACUAUGUGCCAUGCUCUGUCAGAGAGCCGCUCGGCCAGCAUGGAGUCGUGCUCAGCUCCCCUUCGAUGCUGGGGCAGGUGGAGGUCAUUUUGCAGCAGCCAGAAGCAUCAGGAGCAGGGAGGGGCAUCCUGAGUGUGGGUGGCCCCAGGGUCAGUGGAAGUGUUGGAUCCCAAAGCGAAGGAGAAGAAGGAGGAGGGCAUUGCGAAGGAGUUCCUGAGUCUUUUACUGUCUCAUUUGGAAUUCCCUCAGAAGAUUCAACACCAGCAGAAGAGCAGGACUCUGAUUCUGAGGGGGGUCAAGACAAACCCAACAAGCACCGGGCAAGACACGCCAGGCUCAGGCGUAGCGAGAGUCUGUCUGAGAAGCAGGUGAAGGAGGCCAAGUCCAAAUGUAAACGUAUUGCUCUUCUUCUUACGGCUGCUCCGCCCAACCCCAACAACAAGGGGGUGUUGAUGUUCAAGAAACAUCGGCAGAGGGCCAAGAAAUACACACUUGUGAGCUACGGCACAGGAGAAGACGAACCAGAGUACAGUGAGGAAGAGGACGAGGAAAACGAAGACGACAAACAAGAAACCCACACUGUUGAAUUUACCCUUGUGGCUCCUAACGAAUCUGAAACAGACAAGCACUUCCUCACUAAUGCCCAUAGUAGCAAAGGUGUGCUAACUAUCAACUGGGACAGGGGUCUCCUUGAGAUUGAAAGGAACCUGAACAACCAAGCAGAGAUGGAAUGUUUGCCUGAAACCAAGGGCAAGGGUGCCCUAAUGUUUGCCCAACGGCGUCAAAGGAUGGAUGAGAUUUCUGCUGAACAUGAGGAGCUUAGGCGCCAUGGGAUUCCAGUGGAAGGAGUGCCAGAGGCUGAAAAGAAGAUAGCGGAACACUCCUACAUGCAGUCCACAACAGAAGGCCAUGCUUACAUGGAUGUAAAUAUACACCAACAAAGCCAACAGCAACAACAGUACCAGCAAUAUCAGGAGCAGCAGUACUGUGAUCAACAACAGAACUACCAAAAACAACAACAACAACAACAACAAUACCAACAACAGUAUCAGCAGCAACAGUAUGAACAACAGCAUUAUCAACAACAGCAAAUGUAUCAGCAGCAGCAAGAAUAUCAUCAAGAGCAACAGCAAAUGCAGCACUAUUCUACAAACAUCAAUGGCACAGUCCAACAUCAAACUAGUGAAAUGCAGAGUUCCUUCAGCAAUCGUACUGCAAAGCCUUUCUCGGUAGAAAACAUGGCGGCCACCCCUUAUUCUCCCGCAAUGAGUGGGACCAAUCAAGAUUCUGUGGGCCAAGGAGAGCAGAUAGCUUCCCGAGAUGAGCGCAUUUCUACCCCUGCAAUUAAGACUGGGCUUUUGUUGGAUGCAAGAAGAAGAAAUACUGGCAAGCCUAUGUUCACGUUUAAGGAAGCACCAAAAGUAUCACCUAACCCAGUAUUGCUAAACCUCCUCAACAGGAGUGAUAAGAAGUUGGGUUUUGAGUCAGGACCUGAGGAAGACUACCUUAGCCUUGGGGCUGAGGCUUGUAAUUUCCUCCAGUCUCAACGAGUUAAACACAAGACUCCUCCACCAGUGGCUCCAAAGCCUGUGAUCAACCCCAACUCUCCUCCUUGGUCCCCACAGAUAGAAGUAACCAACCAGGACAUGCCUCAACAAGCUGAAAAUAGUGUAGCCACACCUGCUGUAGCCCCCACCACAGAGACUACCCCUGCUCCAGAACUAGAGCCAACACCUGCACCUGCCCCUAAGCCCUCUCCCCCUCCUGCCUCCCAGGAGGCUCCUGCCAACACCACUGCAGAGGAACAGCACACAUGGAUUCUCCCGGAGUCUGAAUCCCAACAGCCUCUGCAAAUGACAGCUCAGGAGGAAAAUUGUCAUAUGAAUUCUACCCUGCAGCCUGAGCCUGCUCCUAGCUGGGCAGCAGCACAAACACAAGCACAACAACAGCCAUCUACCAAUUCUUGGCAUCCAGCUCAAGUGCAGCCCCAGGAACCACCUCCAAAUCAGUCGCCAUCACAGCCACCUUGGGUGACACGUCAACCUACUCAGACCCAAGCACAGCCUCAACCCACCACAAAUACUUGGACUCCUCAAAUUCAGCCAUCCUGGAGUCAGCCUCAAGAGCAAGCACAGUCUCAGCCGCAUGUUCAGCCACCCUGGACGCACUCUCAUGAGCAGCCAAAUCUGCAGCAAAUGCAACCAACUUGGGGUCAACCUCGAGAACCAAUGCAACAGCAGCCCCAGGCCGCAUGGGCACAGCCAUCACAAACAGACUCUCAGCAUCAACCACUAUGGGUGAAACAACCUCAGCAAAAAUCCCAAGCACAACCUUCUUGGAUUCAACAGGUUCAGCCAGAAUCCCAGACACAGCCACCAUGGGUUCAACAACAACCAUGGCCACAAGCCCAAGCACCAGGUCAGUCUCAACCACCUUGGGUCUCAGCUCAACCUCAACAGCAACAGCAACCUUCAAUUAAUGUAUGGCCCCCAUCACCAAAUCAAGCCCAAGUUCAGCCACCUUGGAUCCAAGCAACCCAAGCACAACUUCCAGCGCAGCCCCAAGCCAAUUUGAAUCCAUGGGCACCAGUACCUGCCCAGGCUCAGUCCCAACCAUCAUGGGCCCAGCACCCUUCAGAACAUGGUCAGCACCCCAUGAAUUCUUGGGCCCACGAGCAAAAUCAGGCCCAACAUCAACCACCUUGGGCUCAACCAGUUCCACCUCAGCCCACACCACAGCCAAUUUGGCAACAGUCCAAUUCAAAGACUCCACCACAGCCACCAAUGAAUACAUGGCCUUCAGCACAGACACCUGAAAAUGCCUGGGCACCACAGUCACAGCAAACACCUGUGAAUGUUUCCGCGUCAAUGGUGAACACCUCUCCAAAACCUUGGCAUCCACCUCAAAAUGCCCCACAAAACCGGACCCCUCCACCUCCUCCACAGCGAAUGCACUCUUUUACCAUCGGUCAAAGAGCUUCAUCACCUAUCAACCCACUGGCCACUGUCUUAAUCCCAUCAUCCCCAGGUUCAGCUUUUGAGAUGCCAGCCGUCAGAGGGAAAGGAGCUGAUAUGUUUGCCAAAAGGCAGUCUCGUAUGGAAAAGUUUGUUGUGGACUCUCAGACUGUGCAAGCAAACAAGGCAAGCCGGUCAACAUCGCCAGUUGCUUCCUUACCAAAUGAGUGGAAAUACACACCCAACGCACUUGGCAGGAGCUACUCCCUUUCCCCACCAACCAGAGUACCAUCCACAGGCCAGAAGUCAGCUUCGGCUUCUUCUUCCCCAAAGCCUCCGGCUCGAGCCUCCACAACUCCCCCAGCAAGGCAGACAUCCUGGCUGGAGAAGGGCCACAAACCCCUGACACCCUGGGAGGCCGCCUCCCGGCAUCCCCUGGGCCUAGUGGAUGAAGCCUUUGCAUUCCAGAACCUCCAGCAAACCCUCGCCUCAAACGUCCGCUUGGCAGCUCAGCGCAAAAUGCUGCCCGAGCCGCCAACAGAGUGGAAGGCCAGGGUUUCUUACCAAGCCCAGCAGAAAACAGGCAGCCAGACUUGGAGCCAGAGCCAAAGUCGCAGUCAGAGACGAGCUCCGCUACCAUCAUUUGUCUCCCCAACAAGGAGCACUGUCUCCACCCCUGCCUGUCAUGCUGGUUACAGGUCUCUGCCCAGACAGUGGCAGCCUCAGAGGCCUGUGGCAGAUGCAAACCUGGGGCCCUCAGUGUCCUACUCUGAGUAUAAGAUGCCCUUGGGAAAACAAACUUACAAGUCUGUGUACACCAGCAACACUUGGAGUUGGAAGCGGUAGGGUACAGCUCAACCUGUGUGACCUUAAAUGAGUAAAAUCCCAAGUUUCACUGAUUCCAUAACACAUUCACGUGCAGUUAGAGCAUUUCCCUUUUUAAUUCAUCAAUAUAUAAACAAACAACGAUAUGAUGAGUGAGCUAAUAUAUAAUGAAGUGGACAUUUGGAAAGAUUGUUUUUUACUGGUUUGACUGGUUUUGACAUGCUAAUAUCAUUUUUUUAAUGCUUUCUACUUUUUGCUGUUAAAUCUUUAGUAUAAAAUAUUUUAGAUGAAAUCUUUGCAUGCCAUAAUCAAAAAGAGAUGAUCACUCUAACUAUGUAUGGAGACUUAAAAAUUAUUUCAGUAACAUUUAACUGACAACUUUGUAGCUUGGUUAAUACACUGAAGUGGGCUUGUAGUUCAUCAGAUGAAAUAAUGAGUAUGUUGUUCAGAAUGGAUAUAAUGAGUGUGAAUGGACAUGCAUAGUACAAAAUAAGUUGAAAGACUUGAUAUAGUAGCAGUAUAUCUGGAGAUAACUGUAACUCUUGACCGUUCGGUGAACCUUUCAGAAUAUACAAAAUAGGUAACUAUGGUGUCCUGAGAAAAGAUAUAUGUGAGGAUGCUAAGAGAGAGAAAGAAACAGUGACCUACCCAUCCUAUAGUAAGUUGGAAGUGAAGAUUCUCUUUUGAAUUGUUUUCAGCUUGGGGAUGGAUUUCCUGUGCAUGCUGGUUUAAUUUUCUGCUGCGGAUGUACGUAUCUAGCAUGCUGGUUCUUGCAGUGAUUGUGCACUUUUUUAUGGUUUUUUUUAAUUUUCAAUCCAUGAAACUUGAGGGUGCUGUUUUCAGAUCAGGAAAUCAUUUCACUGUCAGAUAUACAAUCAGUGAUGCAUUAGAAGGCUUAAAACUUGGGGAAAGGUUAGUGCUGUAACUCAGCAUGUUGUGGGCGGACAUGUGGUUAUGUAAGAUCUAAUAAGUGAGAUUAAUUCACUCAUUUACCUGGUGCAUUUUAAUUAUUACUAAUACUAAUUAAUCUACUCAGAGAUGGAAGAUGAGAAGCCGGGGCAUGCUUUCUACAGACAGUUUUCCAAGACUUUUUUUCUUUGGGCACCUAGAAAAACAAAUGAAUUGUCACAUUCCAGCUCAAAGUGUAUGAAAAAAUGUGAUGCAGUAUGAAGGAGGACAAUGGAGUUUUAGUUGGGAGCAUAAGUUGAAUUGAGGAAUGUAGAUGAGUCCUAAUUAUCACAACAAAAAAGAUUGUUUUAGUUUAUGAUAGGUUUUGCUGGCACUGGGAGAAUUGCUUACAGUAUGUAAUGGGUUUGUGGCUUUUGUUAGGUUUGGGAUUUUGCUAUAGACUUGUAAUCAUCUCCAAAGAUUAAAGCUAGGUUGAUGUUUCCCCAGAGUGUACAUAAUGUCCUAAUGUGAUUCUCACCAAGCAGUCUCAUAAACAUAAAUAAGAUUUAUCACACAGCAUUGUGUUGUGUCUCAACUGAUUCACUGAACAUCCUGACAUACUAUAGUGUAUCUGUGAUAAUUACACUGUAUUGCUUCCAUUCAAACAUAUUAUGGUCAUAAUACAAGACCAGUAAUCAAUUUCUGUUCCAAAGUAAUUCAGAUAUGGAUUCACAUAAAGCAUUUUACAAAAUAAAUACAACCAAAUAGCA
Messenger RNA from Siniperca chuatsi (mandarin fish), 6285 nucleotides. Its product is annotated as synaptopodin-2. Gene Ontology annotation, biological process: positive regulation of actin filament bundle assembly. Lineage: Eukaryota; Metazoa; Chordata; Actinopteri; Centrarchiformes; Sinipercidae. The transcript is spliced from 5 exons. The record is from RefSeq and is a predicted model, not a curated record. Gene Ontology annotation, molecular function: actin binding. Bases 131 to 4648 code for a protein of 1505 amino acids. Gene Ontology annotation, cellular component: Z disc; nucleus; actin cytoskeleton.